CCAUUAGUCAGGCCUGGUGGGUGUGCCCCGCCCUUGAGAGGAGGCAGGCAGUGGCUCCUUUGAAAAUGUCGUGUUAUUUGUCUUCACUCUGGAGGUGAGAGAACCUGCUGAGUGCUUCCCAGGUGCUCUGACCAGACCCCUCGGACGGUGAGGGUGCUCGGUGACUAGGGCACAGCCCGGCCCGGGAGCUGGUGCCACCUCAACCAGGUCCUGGUCUGGGCAGGAAGCCCAGCCCAAAGGGUGGCAUGUGGUGGGCCCCCAGCGCAAAGACCCAGCAUCUGGGGGCCUGAGGCCCAGCUCGGGGCCAGCUGCUCGAGGCCCAGCCCAGCCAGGCCUGGGACGGCAGAGACGAAGGGGAGCAGGGGGAGCCAGGCUGUGACCAGAGGCCGAGGCCAAGCUGCACUGGGAGGAGAGGUGGAGGCUGGCAAGGCUCUGGACCUGGCUGGCCAGGUCGAAGGGCACAGACUGCAGGGAGGCCAGGGCCUGGCCCAGGGCGGGAAGGGCUGGUCAUCUUGCCGGCAUCUCCAUCCUGUUGCGUAAUUGGAGCUUCCCCUCUGCUCACGGCCACAGCCCCUUGGGGAGUGGCCCUGGGCGCCCCCCUGUGCCCUGGCCCUGGGCAGGAACACGGCUGGAGGCCCCUGCCUGGGGGCCAGGGCUCCGGUGCCUCCUGGAGGCUGGUUUGUGCGUUUUUGUUCUGGACUGGGCCUGUGGGCGCCUGCUUACCUGCACAGGUGUUUAAACAUGGCUGCGUGAGCCGGGGAGGACACACCCACCGACCCACCCUCCUGGCCCUCCGGGAGGGGCUGUGGCUCAUGCUCUGGGCAGUCUGAGGGCCCCUGGGGUCCAGGGCGAGUGGGGAGGCUCCUGUGCUCCAAGCCCCCUCCCAGGCUCCCCACCCCAGCACCGGGGGUUGCCCUGCUCUGGGACGGGGACCGGCCUGGGACCAGCCCUGUGCAGCCAGUGCCUCACCCUGCGGUGUGUCCAGCUGGCAAGGUUGAGAGUGAGGCUAAAAAUAGACUCGCACCCGGGGCUGUAACAUCCCCUGGGCAGAGCCCGGGAGAAACAGGCCGGGCUCCAGGGUCCUGGUCACUGGGUCAGGCCUCGGGCUGGCGCUUCCUCCUGGCUCACACCCCUCCCCUGCCCUCGCCCUGCUGGCUGCGUCCCCAGCACCAGCUCGCUCACCCCAGCCUCCAGGACCAGGAAGCUGGGCGGGUUCUGUGCAGCCAUUGGGCUCCUCACCGCUGGGGGCACCCUGAUGGGAACUGAGGCUCGCGGAGGCAGCAUGCCAGGCCCGGCAGAGGCUGAGGGACCCGGCAGCCGAGCGUGAGGACCAGACCCAGCGAUGACCAGUUCCCCCGUCUCCAGAGUCGUCUACAACGGCAAGAGGAACAGCAGCCCCCGCUCUCCCCCCAACAGCAGCGAGAUCUUCACCCCGGCCCACGAGGAGAAUGUGCGCUUCAUUUACGAAGCCUGGCAGGGCGUGGAGCGGGACCUUCGGAGCCAGAUCUCGGGCAACGAGAGGGGCCUGGUGGAGGAGUACGUGGAGAAGGUCCCUAACCCCAGCCUGAAGACCUUCAAGCCCAUCGACCUGAGCGACCUGAAGCGCCGCAGCUCGCAGGAUGCCAAGAAGUCGUAAAGCCCGGGGGCCUGGCGUCAGUCCCCGGAGGGCCGCCCUCCCGCCCCGCGCACUCCCGGGCCUGCCCCCAGGAUCUUGACCCUGACUCCUCCCUUCCUGUCUCCCCCACUGCCCCCGCCCCGACCCCUGGCCACCUCCAGGGCCUGGGGACUCGUCCAGGUUUGACUCUGAGGUGGCCAGAAGGCAAGACAGGGCGGCCCCACCCACACCCAGCCUGGGUCCCCCACAUUGGACACAUGGGAGCAAAUAACCCCGACCCCUGCACCCCCUCACUGCCCAGCCUGGCCCCUUCCUCCAGGCCUGGGGCCCCCCCCCCCCCCCCCCCCC
Messenger RNA from Myotis brandtii (Brandt's bat), 1963 nucleotides. RefSeq names its product family with sequence similarity 195, member B (gene MCRIP1). The record is from RefSeq and is a predicted model, not a curated record. Lineage: Eukaryota; Metazoa; Chordata; Mammalia; Chiroptera; Vespertilionidae. The coding region runs from base 1343 to 1636 and encodes 97 amino acids. The transcript is spliced from 5 exons.